Molecule: messenger RNA, 1637 nt
Organism: Caenorhabditis elegans
Lineage: Eukaryota; Metazoa; Nematoda; Chromadorea; Rhabditida; Rhabditidae
Gene: C36C9.5
Product: JmjC domain-containing protein
Exons: 13
Coding region: 3-1460 (485 amino acids)
Source: RefSeq, marked reviewed
AAAUGCUACCCUCGCCGAACUCGUUGCACCAUGUCACUGAACAAGCUGAGAGUGAAGAGAGUGAAACUAAGCCGGAUAAGAAGAAGCUUGAAGAGCAACAAGAACAAUCACGAGCACGAGCAAAUGCUCGAACUGAGCCAAAUCGUGUGAAAAAGAGAAAAAAGGAUCUUAUAGCCCCUGAGCCAUUGGUCCCAGGAACGGAAGCUUACAAAAAGCGAUGGGAUGAAGCUGUGCAAAACAACAAAACAUGUAAAGCUUGCCAAGAUAAAUAUAUCGGUGUCCGCACAUCACUUUUCAACCCAAACUCUGACAUCCCAAUACCGCAGCCCGUUCCGCAACCCCUCAAUUCCUACAGCCUAUUCCAGAGCUGCUCGACAAAGUUUCUAGACCGAAACAAGAAAGAAGAAAUAUUCGAGUGGGAUGAAAUAAAAGCCACUAAUCACCCGGAAUACAAAAUUUGGCUGAGAAGACGUGAAACUUUAUUGCUGGAACAUCAAAAGCAAAUUCAGUUGGGAUAUAUUCGGCUUUUUACCAAUGAAGAGAAGCAUGCAAAAAAGAAGAAGAUAAAGCGUGAACUUUUUGAGCAAGAAGAUUUGCAAACAAAUUUCCGAGGAAUUCAAAAAACUCCAACGAAAAAUUCUUUGGAACAGAGUAGAAAUGAUUUUGUCGCGCCAGGCCCGUUUUUCACCAAAAUGGAAGUUUCUGAGGGAAGUUCAGAAGAAACCAUGGACUACCGAAGAAAAUGUGAGGCGUUUCUGGAUUCCCUGACUGGAGUUCGUGCGCUUUCUCCCAACUUCACCACCAACCAUGAUCAUACAUACUGCAAGCUUCACAACAACUCGUCAGGUGCUCAUAGGACCUAUUUCAAUGUAACCUCCGGCCUUCCACGUCCUGGGCACAAUGGAUCUACUUACAGCAUGCUUCACAACAGCAUGCCAGGUGCUCAGAGGGCCUAUUUCAAUUUAAACUCCGGCCUUCCAUGUCCUGAGCACAAUGCCCAUACAUACAACAUGCUUCACAGCAGCAUUCCAGGUUCUUACCGAUCUCAUCUUAACCUGAUCUCCAGCCUUCCACAGCAUAAUGACCGAACAUACCGCAUGCUUCACAACAGCAUGUCAGGUGCUCGCGGGACCCAUUUUCAUUUGAAGAUUUCUAGCCUUCCACUUCCUAAGCCCAAUAUGGAGCCCCCUACACUUCACAUCAUGCUUGAAAGCAACACGUCAAAUAUGCUAGGAGAAACUGUGCAUAUUAUGAUUGAUUUACCAGAACCCACAAAAAUCAACGGAAGUUCUCAACUGCUGAACAACGCACCUGUGAAGGAAAGUCGACCAAUCUGCCCAGAUGAAAAGGUUGCCCAAGCAUUGCCCACUGAAGUUAAAUCUAAUUUUUUGCAAGAACUUUCAUCAAACCGUUCGAUGCACGGCAACGCUUCUACUUCAAAUGCAGGCAGCAACAAGUAGUUAACCCCCGAAAAGUGAAUCCUCAAAGAGCCUAGGCUCCACCGUGAAAACUCAUUUUUUGUUCAGUUUUACCCCACUUUUUAAUAGCAUAGUUUCGCCAUUUGUUUUCCAUAAUAUUAUAUAUUAUGUUUUCAAUAUUUUCGUGAAAAUAAAAAUAUUAUUUUGAAAAUUGAAAAA